Saccostrea echinata is the source of this 1178-nucleotide messenger RNA. Its product is annotated as interferon regulatory factor 1-like. Gene Ontology annotation, biological process: regulation of transcription by RNA polymerase II; immune system process. Lineage: Eukaryota; Metazoa; Mollusca; Bivalvia; Ostreida; Ostreidae. The transcript has 8 exons. Gene Ontology annotation, molecular function: RNA polymerase II cis-regulatory region sequence-specific DNA binding; DNA-binding transcription factor activity, RNA polymerase II-specific. Bases 42 to 1175 code for a protein of 377 amino acids. Gene Ontology annotation, cellular component: nucleus. The record is from RefSeq and is a predicted model, not a curated record.
UUGCUUUUGUGCAAAAUGAAAUUAUAUAAAAUUUAUUUCAGAUGGUUCAGAGGAAACAGACUCAACCGGUCAUCCCUCAGAGGAAACCAAUACGUCCUAUUGAACGCCAGAAAAUGCGGCCAUGGUUGGUCAAUCUUCUAAAUAAUGAGAAUAUCCUGGGAUUUUCUUGGGAGUCCCGGGAGCGUGAGACAUUCCGGAUCUCGUGGAGACACGCCGCCAGACAAGGCUGGGAUCCCGAGGUGGACGCCGGGCUGUUCGAACGAUGGGCUAAACAUACGGGAAAAUUUGUGGAGGGUGAUGAACCUGACCCUAAAAGAUGGAAGGCCAACUUUAGGUGUGCGUUAAACAGUCUCCCUGAUGUCAAACAGCUCAAAGAUCAAGGACAGAGGAAGGGCAAGGACGCAUAUAAAGUAUACCAGUUCCUAAGCGAGAAGAAAGCCGUCCACAAGCACAAAGCUACAGAGCGAACCUCUGUACCAAAAAUAACUCAGACCAAAACGAAGAGGAGCCUGAGAGCCCGUAAUGCCAAGAGAAUCUCCUAUAGGAAGAUGGUAGAGAUGGACAGUGAAGGCGAGGAUGAAGAGUCUUCAUCAGACUUCAUCAUGUCUGAAUCCGACAGUUCAGCUUCUGUGGGGAAUGACACUCCAGAGAGAAUGGAUGACAUAUCGUCAGACAAUGAGCCAAUAUUUGAGGAGAGUCUAGAAACGCGCCUCCCAGAUUUCAACAAAAUCUGUAAAUCCACAGAUCUAACAACUCUCCACCUGCCCCCAGAGAAGGACCUCAGAGCCCAUGUGCCCUGUUCUUACCCCAGUACCAACAAUCUUUUCCAGUCCCUCACACAGGAAGUCCCCUCAGUUGGAGGGACCAGGGAUGAUGAGUCCGCCUCGACCACCAGCAGCACACUAACUGAUGAAGAACUGAUACAGCUGGUUAUGGAAGCCGAGGUCCAAACACCGGAAGCUGAAUACACCGACUUGUGGGGCAGUGGACUUCCGGUGCCACAGGAGGUUGCCUACGUUGAUGCUAUAAUUGAAGAGGGUGAUACGACAUAUUUAGUUUUAGACAAUGUUGAAAAUGAAGUUGUGAUCACGGAUACCCCCGCUGUGCGCUGUGAACAGAUCACAAAUGGAGAGGUCAUGCAAUACACUGGGUUAACUGAUCUCUCACAGCUAUGAACU